AUGCACCGGGCAGUUCUGCGGGCGGCAGGAAAAGUUUUAGAAAUGAAAAAUUAAGAAAAUAAAUAGUUUUCAUAAAACUCAGACACGCAGACGCGAUUUACGUGUUUCCGGUGACGAAGCUCCUCCCUUUCCUUUUCGCCACUUGACUCGCACGGUUUGCAGGUGACACCCGAACGAGCUCCAACAUGCAGAACGACGCCGGUGAAUUCGUGGACCUGUACGUCCCGCGGAAAUGCUCUGCCAGCAACAGGAUCAUCGGAGCCAAAGACCACGCUUCCAUCCAGAUCAACAUCGCUGAGGUUGAUAAGGUGACCGGACGCUUCAACGGUCAGUCCAAGACCUACGCCAUCUGCGGCCCCAUCCGCAGGAUGGGCGAGUCUGACGACUCCAUCCUGAGGCUGGCGAAGAACGACGGCGUCGUGGCAAAGAACUUCUGAGUGUGUGCAGCUGGAGACAGUUUGGAAAAUAAAAUGAGAAAAUAAAAUC
Molecule: messenger RNA, 486 nt
Organism: Oreochromis aureus
Lineage: Eukaryota; Metazoa; Chordata; Actinopteri; Cichliformes; Cichlidae
Gene: rps21
Product: ribosomal protein S21
Exons: 6
Coding region: 186-437 (83 amino acids)
Biological process (GO): endonucleolytic cleavage in ITS1 to separate SSU-rRNA from 5.8S rRNA and LSU-rRNA from tricistronic rRNA transcript (SSU-rRNA, 5.8S rRNA, LSU-rRNA); translation; endonucleolytic cleavage to generate mature 3'-end of SSU-rRNA from (SSU-rRNA, 5.8S rRNA, LSU-rRNA)
Cellular component (GO): ribosome; cytosolic small ribosomal subunit
Molecular function (GO): structural constituent of ribosome
Source: RefSeq, a predicted model, not a curated record